Messenger RNA from Penicillium macrosclerotiorum, 831 nucleotides. RefSeq names its product lipase family alpha/beta hydrolase. Bases 1 to 831 code for a protein of 276 amino acids. Gene Ontology annotation, molecular function: lipase activity. The transcript has a single exon. Gene Ontology annotation, biological process: lipid catabolic process. The record is from RefSeq and is a predicted model, not a curated record. NCBI's taxonomy places the organism in Eukaryota, Fungi, Ascomycota, Eurotiomycetes, Eurotiales, Aspergillaceae.
AUGGUUUCAGUCCGGCAGCUCCUGGCCUCCUCCGUGCUGGUCGCCUCUGCGGCCCACGCGACGGGCAUCAACGAUUUUUCAUGCACCUCGGACUCGAACCCAGUCGUCCUGCUCCACGGUCUGGGCGCAACCUACUAUGAGGACCUCAACUACCUACAGUACUGGCUGCAAAACCAGGGCUACUGCACAUAUUCACUCACCUAUGGCGCAUACGACGGCUUCCCUUUUGUUGGCGGACUAAAGCCGAUCAACGAGUCGGCGCCCGAGAUCGCCGCGUAUAUCAAGGAGGUCGUGGAAAAGACGGGCAAGAGCAAGGUCGAUCUGGUCGGUCACUCGGAGGGCGCAUUCCAGUCUCUCUACGUGCCCAAGUUCGAGGGCGUAUCGCAUCUUAUUGACAAGAUCGCGUCCAUCGCCCCGCCCACUCACGCCACUUCUUUCGCCGGUCUCUACAACCUCGCUUACCUGCUCGGGAAUACCACCCGCGAAGUCGUCAGCGAUGUCCUUCAUGCCGUGGGCUGUGGUGCUUGUGAUGACCUUGGCCCGGGCGGCGCCGCCAUUGAGCGCCUGAACGAUGGCACACCGAUCGUCCAGUCCGGUAACACGGUCACUAUCAUCGCGUCCAAGUAUGACGAGCUCGUCACCCCACCCACAACCUCAUUCAUCGACGAGGACGGCGUCACCAACCGCUGGAUUCAGAGUACCUGCCCGCUCGACCCCGUCGGCCACAUCGGCGAGGCGUAUGACCUGAACGUGUGGAACCUGGUCAAGAACGUGCUGGACUCGACUCCGGAUCGCAAGUUUGUGUGUCUGGCUGGGUCGCCGGGUAAAUAA